Molecule: messenger RNA, 621 nt
Organism: Coniophora puteana RWD-64-598 SS2
Lineage: Eukaryota; Fungi; Basidiomycota; Agaricomycetes; Boletales; Coniophoraceae
Exons: 2
Coding region: 1-621 (206 amino acids)
Source: RefSeq, a predicted model, not a curated record
AUGCCUUUACUCACGGUCGUACACUCUCUAAGAAUACCAAAUCCAUCUCCCAGAAGCAACAUCCCGCAGGAAAAACAGUCAGAUGUGGACGCCAUCCUCAAAGGUCUCAAAACUUGCUCUACACGUCUACGGGCCUCUAUGUCGACCUUUGCAGACGAACUUCAUCUCCUAGAAAGGGUGUAUUAUAAGAGCAAGAACCAGCAUCGAUCAUCAAUGUUUUUCAAACGCGUCUCCGAUGUGAGACGUUAUGGAUACCGACUGUCUGGUUUGCAGCUACCCGAACUUGUGGCAGAGUUGCGUGCUGCAUUCUUUGGGACCAAUUCCAAGAAGCUGCUGAAAGGAGCCUGGAACCAAUGUCCUGACGUUUCUUUCGUGAAGCACAUCGCCUUGAGAUUGGAUGCUUCUGUCAAACUGCUAAAUCAUGUGAGUGUCAUUGGCACAUUCACUCUUCACUUGGUGAUAAAUUAUGAAGAUGAAAGAACGUAUAGACAGCGCGUAUCGGUAAGCAGGUCUUGCGGUCCGCCGUCGUCUGCUGAGCUCUUUUUUCAGACACUUGGCGUUGGCGAUGCAGUCUGGCGCAUUUGUCCAACUUGUGUUGUUACUUGUUGGAAUGACAUCUAG